AUGGAUUCUUCGUGGGGGAAUAGGUCCAAAUGGACCAUAGGUAUCCUCAGCGAUCCGCAGACGGACGAGGUUCCCGGCACUGUUCUUCUUCUGGCGUCGGAUCGAAACGAGCCGCUUGGUCUCCGGAACCAACCAGCUCGAACAUCAGCCUCCUCUCUCCCUUCGCCGUACCCUCCGAGCCGGUCGUCUUCGCGCUCGGUAGCUCCUGUUCCCAAGAAGACCUCGGAUGGGCGGAUUCUUCUCGAUCCCCAGCCAGAGGACUCGAUGAAUGAUCCCCUCAACUGGCCGGCAUGGCGGAGAGAUGCGGCUUUGCUUUCGCUAGGAUUCUACUGUCUCAUGGGCGGUGGUAUGACACCUGUACUUGCAGCUGGAUUCAACGACGUAGCCAAGGACUACGGAGUGAGUACGCAAGAAGUCGCAUAUACGACCGGUCUUUACAUGCUGGGACUAGGAGUGGGGUCGAUAAUAAUGGCUCCGACAGCAAUUCUUUAUGGAAAACGUCCGGUCUAUCUACUAGGCGCGACACUUUUUAUCAUCUCGGGGGUUUGGUGCGCCCUCUCGCCCAACUAUGCCAGUUUGGUUGUUGCCCGCAUUUUUCAAGGCAUUGCAGUAAGCCCAGUCGAGUGUUUGCCAUCAGCGACAAUUGCCGAGAUCUUUUUUCUUCACGAACGAGCCUAUCGGAUCGGUAUUUACACUCUCCUGCUUCUUGGAGGCAAGAAUUUGGUACCGUUGGUUAGUGCCGCGAUUAUUGGGCGAUACGGAUGGCGUUGGGUAUUUUGGGUGGUUUCUAUCGUGGUUGGCGGUUCUCUCGCCCUCUUGUUCUUCUUUGUCCCCGAGACGUUUUGGGAUCGGGCACCUCGAGCAAAGACAAAAAGCAAACGACCUAACCUCUAUCGAAGCGUAUCCGAUUUCGCGCACCAUGGAUUCCGAGGUCGACACUCGGAGCGGCGAACAGUUGAAAAAGAAACAGAUUUACAAAACUCAGACGAAGUGCAAAGUCCCAAGAGGAGACGAGACGUUCAUGUUGGCUUUGUCGAGGACCAGCUAGACGAAAAGUCGCACGAAGGUAAAGAUAAACAAGACGAGCGGCCGCAAGCAGCUAACGAUGCCAAUACCACGGCUGCCGAAGAACCGGGGGUCACCCCAGCGAAUGCAGGAGAAGAUGUCCAGGUGGCGACUCCCUCCCCAGCGCACUUGAGCGCGAUGGAUCACUAUUUUACCAGUCCGCAGAACCCACAGAGCCCUCCACUAUCACCUAGUGCCGAUAUCGAAGCAGCACGACAAGUAUCUAUGUCUCCGGUGGGACAUGAAUCGAAAGAGCGGGUGGCCCCGACCAAGGCUGCGUCGUUAUAUACGCACAACCUCCGAGAAGGCGGCCCGGUUACUUAUGUGCAAACACUUCGACCAUGGAAUGGAAGAUUGACACACGACAAAUGGUGGCGAGUGAUGGUGCGGCCAUUCAUCCUUUUCGCGUACCCUGCUGUUCUGUGGUCGGCGCUCGUGUAUGCGUUGUCUAUUGGCUGGUUGAUCGUACUUUCCGAGUCUGUUGCCCAUGUCUACCAGGGCAGCGAGAACUACAACUUUUCUCGGCUGGCAACCGGGUUGAUUUACAUAUCCCCCUUUAUCGGGGGAGUCAUCGGUACGGCGGUGGCAGGACGAGUAUCUGAUAUUAUUGUGAGAUUUAUGACAAGGCGCAACGGGGGGAUCUAUGAGCCGGAGUUUCGCCUUGUGAUGGCCAUCCCUGUUGCCAUUUCGACCGCAGCUGGACUUAUGGGAUUUGGUUGGAGUGCACAGGAAAAGGACAAUUGGAUUGUGCCUACAAUAUUCUUUGGGCUGAUUUCGUUUGGCUGUUCCUUGGGUAGCACGACAUCGAUUACGUUCUGUGUUGAUAGUUAUCGACAAUAUGCCGGUGAGGCCUUGGUGACGUUGAACGUUAGUAAGAACAUCUUUCACGGACUUGUCUUCUCCCUCUUCUUUGUCGACUGGCUCGAGUCCGACGGAGCACGCAAUGUAUUUAUUGCGAUUGGUGGCAUUCAGAUUGCGUGUCUGCUGACGGCGAUUCCGAUGUAUAUCUUUGGCAAACGCGCGCGGAUGUGGACAGUGCGUAUGAAGCUGAUGGAGAAGUUUUAG
Talaromyces rugulosus is the source of this 2130-nucleotide messenger RNA. RefSeq lists its product as uncharacterized. NCBI's taxonomy places the organism in Eukaryota, Fungi, Ascomycota, Eurotiomycetes, Eurotiales, Trichocomaceae. The record is from RefSeq and is a predicted model, not a curated record. Gene Ontology annotation, biological process: transmembrane transport. Bases 1 to 2130 code for a protein of 709 amino acids. The transcript has 4 exons. Gene Ontology annotation, molecular function: transmembrane transporter activity.